Laccaria bicolor S238N-H82 is the source of this 4524-nucleotide messenger RNA. RefSeq lists its product as uncharacterized. The record is from RefSeq and is a predicted model, not a curated record. The coding region runs from base 1 to 4524 and encodes 1507 amino acids. NCBI's taxonomy places the organism in Eukaryota, Fungi, Basidiomycota, Agaricomycetes, Agaricales, Hydnangiaceae. The transcript has 20 exons.
AUGAGUCUGUAUACCUCAUACAUCAGCAGCUUCUUUCUUUCUUCCUUCGUUUUGACACGAAAAUCUUCCAGGUAUUGUCUGAGAAUCGCCGACUCCUCCGAAGAGAACGGUUUUCGUCCUGGAGUUGGGGGCCGUGGCCAGCGAGUCUGCAACAAAGGCAUGUCUGGAGUCACAGGAAUGUUCGGUGGGAGUGGGCUCACAAAUUAUCGUCGAGAGGGCAAAGGGGGCAAGGCAGCACAAACAAAUUGCAAAGACCUCAAGGAUUACACGUGCCCGGCAAAGAGCGCCAAUCCUGACAAGCCCUUGACCAUAUUCAGAGAUCAUGUAUCCCGCCUUACGACAACGCACUCGCGGCCAGUCACCUUGUUUAGCUCACUUUUGUCCCUCUCCCUCGCCCCUGGUAUCUUUCUGCCCCUCGCCGCUACUGGUCCUGUUGAAAGGCCAUGUUUCGAAUUGAGUCUGUUUGGUGGUCAAGCAAGAAACGCUCUUGACCCAGGUGGCGCGCCCUUUGCGAGCCGAGUCACGACCUCAUGUAUUUGCUCCUGGCGCAGGUAUUGUCUGAGAAUUGCCGACUCCUCUGAAGAGAACGGUUUUCGUCCUGGAGUUGGGGGCCGUGGCCAGCAAGUCUGCAACAAAGGCAUGUCUGGAGUCACAGGAAUGUUCGGUGGGAGUGGGCUCACAAAUUAUCAUCGAGAGGGCAAAGGGGGCAAGGCAGCACAAACAAAUUGCAAAGACCUCAAGGAUUACACGUGCCCGGCAAAGAGCGCCAAUCCUGACGAGCCCUUGACCAUAUUCAGGGCAUGCCUCUAUCUGUGCAGAGAUCAUGUAUCCUGCCUUACGGCAACGCACUUGCGGCCAGUCACCUUGUUUAGCUCACUUUUGUCCCUCUCCCUCGCCCCUGGUAUCUUUCUGCCCCUCGCCGCUACUGGUCCUGUUGAAAGCAUCUCACUAUGGCUGUGCCCCAAUUGCUGGCAUUGCUCGUCUCAAGGAAAUUUAACCCAAGGUAACAUCCGCUCUCUGCCUACGAAAAUGCUUGGUGAUGCAACCCAAUUGCUGGCUUUGCUCUUAUCUCAAGGUGAAGUUUUCUCGCCUUAUAUUGCAAACAAGCAAACAUGGCUUGAGACAGAUGGGGGAUUUAGAACAUGCCCUCUUGCUUUCCACAACCCAAUCUUCUAUGGAUGGCCUUUGAUGCCGAACCAACGGUGCUGCGCCUCUGCGGAUAAGAACCUCCAAAAACCGUUUGAUGCAAGUUUUCUUCAAUCCAAUCUGACAGGUGCCAUAAUUUUGUUUCACCAUUCAUGUCAGGUCGUAACACAAGUGGGCGCAGGCACACAGCUGGGCGCCGAUGCCAACAACACGGCGCAGAUAUCGUCAGGUCGUAACACAAGUGCCCUGCAUCAAGGAUACCAAUCCAAACGGCCUCCUGGACCUGUAUUCUAUACAGGGAAAUACGAGAAGACAACCAGGGGAUACGUCCAGAAGAUCAAAUACUUUACUCCUGAUUCCCUGUUGCAUGCACCGUCAGCGCCAGCUCAGCAUAGCCAGCAAGCCCAAUUCGAUCACGAUGUAGACACAAUGGUCAUUGAUGAGUUUGCUGUCCCUUUUCACCAGAGAACGUCAGGCAAGAGCCAGAACGAUUAUCUGAGAGAAUGGGUUGCCCGCAGGGACAAGCAUCUUGAGGUAACUCUUGUCACAGAGGCCCCACCUCCUGGGAUGGUCUGUGUAGAUUGCGGCAAAAUGGCAUCCAAGUUCCGAUGCCUCGAUUGUGCCUUGCAGCCUGUAUAUUGUCGCGCCUGUUGCCGCCAGACUCAUAGGAGGCUUCAUACCCAUCGGGUCCAAUACUGGAAUGGCCGCUAUUUCCGUACCGCCGGUCUCUGGGAGACAGGCUUGGUGUUGAAUUUGGGCCAUAAUGGAUCCCCUUGUCCCAACUUUGCGGAGUUCGAGGAACAAGAAAAUGAGAGGCAGGAUGCAAGUUGUGAGGCUGCAGAAGCCGCAGGACCAGCGGCGCCCACCAGCCCUGUUGGCCAAACAUGGGCGGCGCCCGAAACAUGGGCGGUGCCCGCACCCAUCCCAAUUGAUCUUGAUAUUCGAGUUCAAGCAGUGUCUGAUGACCUUCUCGGGGAAGAUGAGUCCAUGGAGGCUGAUGCAGAUGUCGGCGAUGAUGGCGAAGACAUCAAGACUGAACCAUCUGAUCAGGAUGGAGACAAUGCUCCUCAACCUGACACAGAGGAUUCUCUGGGCAACCCCUUUGUGCUUGUCAUUGAAACAAACGGAAUUCACCAUCUUCCUUUGCAUUUAUGCACCUGUCCAGGAGCUGCGCCCACCGAUGAGCAGCUGUUGACUUCACAGUUAUUUCCAACAAGCUUUCAAAAUGUUAAAACACUGUUCACUUUCAAGGUACUGGAUGAUUUUCGGUUGUCCAAUCUUACCUGCAAAACUUCCGCAUAUCAAUACUAUCUCAAGCUGCGGCGCCUGACUUCUCCGGCUUUCCCCAAGUCGGUUCCGGUACACAUUGCUUUGGUUGAUAUACUUGAAUGUUGUCUCACCCAUCACCCCAGGACAGGUAUCGCGAAUUCAGAAGAAAUGCCAAAGGCUGGAGAGAUGGCAUAUGGUUGUGCAUCUUGCGCCCAGCCAGGUGUUAACUUGCCAAUGAACUGGAAAGAGGACCCACAUCCCGAGGUCUUCACACGAUUUCUUUGUGUUGAUGGUAACUUCUCAGCUGAUCACCUGAAGCAACGAAAUGCCAUGGACGAUGUAUGGCUGACCAGUGGGGAAGGAAUGAUGACAGAGAAGGAGGCUUACAAGAAGUACCUGGCGCAGCCCACUGUUACUCACCAGGUCAAAUCAACAUGCAGCAACCACCAGGCCAUCAACAAUGCAAGUCAGAAUCACGCAGGCUGUGAUGCAACUGGCAUUGCGGCAUUUGCCUGCCCCCGAUCAGGCGCCUUCAUUCCAGGCAGCGUUGUUGACUUUCAGAAGGGCGAGCGCCAGCUGAACAUCAACUAUGCUCUUUGUGAGGCGCUGAAGAACAUGGGACUGAAUGGUUUGGACGAUAUCAUGAUCAUAUAUGACGUGAUGUGUCAGUAUCAUGUUAAUCUCUGGGACAGGAUUGCUAACAAUCCAAAUCUUUCCAUCUCUGAGAAGGCUAAUUUGAUCAUGGGAAUUGGUUUAUUUCAUGUCCAUGGUCAUCAGGAUGAGUGCCUCUUCUGGUUGGCGACGUCAUUUAUUCCCGGAGCUGGAAUGGUAGAUGGGGAAAUAUUGGAAAGCCUUUGGGCGCAGCUCAAUGAUAUCUCGAGGAGUACCCGCACGGCCACCCUCGCCCAUUGGGCCAAGGUCUUGGACGACCAUAUGAAUGACAGCAACUGGAAUAAAAUGGUCAACAUUGUCUCCUCAGUCAUUGCCAAGUACAGGAAGGCUGUCGUUGGUCUGGUGGACAGCAAAGACUACUUUGACCAACUGAAUAGUUCGGCAGGCGAACACAACCACACAUGGCAGGCAGAGAUUCGUGCGGCUGAGAGCGAUCGGGCACAAGGAAAUUUGAAGGCGAUGGAUAUUAUGGCGCCAAGAAAUCCACCCAAUUGUCCAGCCCCCCUCACCACCGCUCAAGUCCAAUUAAAGCUGAUGGACCAGGAGCGCCUUUCGAUGGGCAGUACAGGUCAAACAUCUUGGAUUGCAACAGGACUCAAAAUUGAGGAGACACAGAUUGAACUAAGGUUUCUCAUUCGGCGUACUGGAAAAAAACCAACUAUCCUGCAGAAAGUUGACAUUGCUAAGAGGAGGGAAAGGUUAAGAGUGAGAAUCGAUGCUUUCAACAAGAUGGGAAUGACCUUUUUAGCAUGGAACCCAGCAUUAAAUGAAAAUCAGCUGUUGCUUCGUGAAGAGUUUGAUAUGGACGAUGUUCUGCAGAUGGACGAUGAUCUGGCCAAGUCAAAUUUCAGUGGCAGCGCGCCUGAUAUCAUGGUGGUCACCGCCACAAAGGUUGCACAAGCCCAGGCAGCGGCGCUUGCUGCGGCUGAAGCUGUUGAACAUGUGAAACUAGCCUUGCCGUCAGCCAUGGGAGAAGAGCACCUUCAGGCUCAUGGAUUACAACAUUUUUUGUCCAAAGAAUAUCAGUUGCGCCAAGGGCAAGUGAACGAUGCUCUUCAAGGCGUCCGAGUGUCACUGGCGAAUUUGUCUUUUGAAUAUGGAAGAAAGCUUCGAAAAAUCAAAAAAAGUAAAGUCAAGAAAACAAGGGCAUGGGCGACGGUGCACGCUGUUGGGCAAACGCUUCAUCAUCAUCGCCAGAUUUACUCCUAUGCCAUCGAUGCCAUUUCAAGAUUGGGCGACCCAGAGAAGAAGAUAGGGCGCCAGUAUAAACCGCUCUUGAAGGAGGACAUGAAGGCAAAUACUGCGGUAGCAGACCCGAAUGCGCGAGGGCAAAGUAGGGCAAAGCCAGCCUGGUUUUGGAGUUCCAACUUGGCAGGCGAUAUGCAGGACAACGAACGGAUGGUAGAGUGUAAAGCAUCCCUAUACCCUCCUCAGUAG